UGCCAAUGAAUUGCACCACAGCCCUGUAUAACGACCAUAGCUKUGUUUGUCCGCCAAACUGUUAUAACAAGUGACAGYCAUCAUAAACCGGAAGUAAAAKAUGCAUGUGACGYCAUAGCCUGGAUACCGUUGUGACACAACCUGUAAGCCUACCCGUUAAUUCAACGUUUUUGGUCAAGGCAGAAUCCGCAGUAAUGAAGGAAUAAGKUUUUCUCGCAGUACAAUGGACUGCUAUCUUUUUGUCUUGWUUGGACUGCUGGGAYUGCUGUGUUGUAGAGCAAAUCGAGAGCAUGACAAAAAAGUCCACAGCCAUGUACACGCUCACCGYUUCGCAGGCCACAAGAGAAUCUCCGCGUCCCUUCACAAACAAUCUCACGAAAAUGACGAAGUAAAACCACAUAAGAAAGAAGAAAUGCUUGGCCAAGAUAUGAUGCAAAUCAACGAGGCCGAAUUUAAGCUUCAAAGCCUAGUAAGCCCAGAAUUCCAUCAAGGAAGUCAUGCGUUGCAUAGAGGAAAAGUAUUCGGAAAUAUGGAAGUGAAUACGAUGUCGCCAGAACAAGUUGACUUUGUGCAGGCUACAUCUCAAUGGCCGAARUUCUCYGAACCAGGUCAACGAAAUAAUAAGGAAUUAGCAAAAACGAUCUACCCUGAGGACCCGGUAUUGUUCCCAAAUCGCAUACAACCACAAAGAAGUAACGAUAAUACUAACUUGGAACCGAUGGGAAACACAUUUAAAUCAAUGACUGGCUCACAAUUUGACGACGAAGUUCCUGUUACUAUGGACGGAAGUAACAUGAACAUGAACAGCAUAAAUGCGAUGUUUCAGGGGCAAUCACAGCAGAAAUCCAACAACAUGCAAUAUGAUAUAAAACCAGGCUACACGACUACUGCAGAUGCACCAGUGGACGAUAAGUUCCCACCCUUUUCAAAUCAAAUGGGUGCGGCCAUUARCGUUCAAGCUAAAGCUCCUCUUGGGUUUAGAAGAGGCGGAACCAAAGAGAACAACAUGCCAGUGUCAUUGUUCAACGAGGGUAUCAUAAACCGUCAUGGAAAACCAUUAGGAAUUCUAGGAAAGAUUCUCAAGGCUUCCCAGGAAAUGCCUUCUGCUGGUAAUCUGGUCAGAGCAUCUGAAAGAUCAGGCGUGUGGAAUGCCGGUCCMUUUUCUAGGAGACAUAAACUGGAAAGAUCAGAACAAAGCGGAGUUUUACAUAAACUUUCGUCAAGCUUUAAACGCACAUCAAAGCAACAGAAGAAAAAGUCAAAGAACAAGCAGUAAAACGGAAGACAAAUAAACUCAURMUACUGUA
Exaiptasia diaphana is the source of this 1307-nucleotide messenger RNA. RefSeq lists its product as uncharacterized. Lineage: Eukaryota; Metazoa; Cnidaria; Anthozoa; Actiniaria; Aiptasiidae. The transcript has 4 exons. Bases 224 to 1276 code for a protein of 350 amino acids. The record is from RefSeq and is a predicted model, not a curated record.